This is a messenger RNA of Marchantia polymorpha subsp. ruderalis, 1467 nucleotides long. The record is from the annotation of a GenBank genome assembly. Lineage: Eukaryota; Viridiplantae; Streptophyta; Marchantiopsida; Marchantiales; Marchantiaceae.
UCUCAGAGAUCAUGAUCUGCCAAUUUCCACUCUUCUGGAAUGUCGUUCAGUUUGUAAAAAAUUGAAGGAAAUCAAAGAUGGUCCGAGUUUUGGAACAAAAUCUGGAAUCAUUCUGUUAUUGUGUUUAAUCAACAUCGUGAAAAUAAGGCCCACUUCUGCUGUAGAGAUCGAUGGAUCACAAGGAAUCUUCCACACCUCCUUGUGCCAAAGGAGCUGGUCGCUGCUGAUGGAGACUGUGUUUCGGUGAACGACUCUCAAGAGCAUAUGUCAUGUAUAACCCAGUUCAGGACAAAAUUCUGUUUUUAGACGUACCUCUUCAAAUCAAUGAAGAACAUACAGUCAUUGAUGGUAAGCUGAAGUUUAAGGUGGUGGGUUUAGUCGUGGACCAAUAUACGAAAAACUUCAAGCUGGUUUUGGGAGGAGUUCAAGUCGGAACAGAAAGACGUAGAACUCUGAUUUACGACUCGACGACCGGAUGAAGGUUCUCUUUAUAUUUGAUCUGGAAGAGGGAACGUGGAACGCCUUGGUUGAGGAAUCCCUGGAGGCCACGCCACUUGACCUUCAAAUUGCUGCGUAUGAACAACAUGUGUGCCUACUUCCCAGUAAUUGGUCUCCUCUGGAAGGGGAGUUUCAAACGUAGGAGCGAUGUCGCCAACUUCGUCCGGAAUCCCAUGGUCCAGAGAACGGAUGGUGCUUUGAUCAAGAGAGUUAGGAAUCUAUAUGAUCGAGCUUUGAUCAGGAGACAGAGAUUUCCAUGGAACAUGGACAAAGCAAUGGAUGAAGCUGUUAUCAGGAGGUUUAUAAAUCAAUGGGUUCUAGAUUAUCCCGCAGUGUUCAACUUCUAUGCCACAGGACGCAGGGAUGCAUUUUUCGUGUUCGAUGAAGGAGGCAUAGAACUUAAGGUGGUGAAAUAUUGGGCUGAAUUAGACUCGAUCUUUUUUCUACCCCAGCCUCCUUUUUACUCACGCAAUCGGGUUCAAUAUCUUGUAUACGCUUCGAGCCUCGACGACCCUUGGUGUGCAAUAAUUCUACGUCCCAGAGGAAGUGCAGGGCAGGGGUGGAUAACACAGCAAGAGUAUGUAGCACGGCAGCAGAGAUGGGAGGAGGAGGAGACGCGGGAAGCUCUUAGCCAAGCCCUUAGAGACGCUGUUAGGCAAGCUCUACGGCAAUCUGAUGACGUGGCAAUGGAAUUUCUAUGAGAAGGAGGUUUCUUCGGACCUUCAGCACAGAUCCGCUUAAGGAAAAACGGGUCUUCUAAGUUAGAAGACCCGUUCGAAUUUCUAACACUAAAUUCUGUGCAGGGAUGAUAAUAGGGUAAAUCCGUGGAUUCAAAUCACUCUUCCGAUAGGCGGAAAAUUGUCCUUUUCUUGGCAAAUAACCUUACGAUUAAUUCUCUAUCUAACGUUUCAAGGUAAAGAUAUAUCUAGAUUGUUUUUAACGUGAUUACACAAUCCAGUGCACUGUAGG